Messenger RNA from Clavispora lusitaniae ATCC 42720, 1359 nucleotides. RefSeq lists its product as uncharacterized. The record is from RefSeq and is a predicted model, not a curated record. NCBI's taxonomy places the organism in Eukaryota, Fungi, Ascomycota, Pichiomycetes, Serinales, Metschnikowiaceae.
AUGUCCAAGCAGAUUAGUGACGAGGACUGGGCAAUAAUCUCUUCGUCUUCUGAUGUUGACGAAGAAUCAACUGCUUCUUCUUUAGCUGAAACAUCGCCAGAUGUCGGUGAUCCAGAUACCCCGGAUUCCAAAAUCGAUCUGAUGCCAGAUUCCUUGGGAGCAGAGGAUUCUAUAUCGACUAUUCGGCAAACCACCAGGGGUGACAAAGGACCGACAGAAGAAGGAAACAGCAAAGAAAUGACGCAAGACAGUACUCCUUUGGCUUCGGAAAGAACAAAACAGAAAUGUGGCGGGUGUGUUGUAUCUCGUAUUGACAGGCGCAUGAGAGACUGGUCCAGCCGAGGCUUUCAGAUUUUAUUUGCACAAAAAUUGGAGUCUAUGAGAUCCCAAUUGUCUGCUAAAGAUAUCCAGUCUGUGGGGUUGUUGCAACAUACCGUUUUCUCUCUCUAUUCCACUUUAGAACACAACCAAGAGGUUUUACUUUACUAUUUGACCGUGUUCAUAUCUGGUUUAAUUUUCUUUGUUGGACAGUACAUCUCAAGUGUGAUUGCUGCCACACCUACCCCGUAUAUUGAAAGGAAGGAUACCAGCGUCUUUAAUAUUUGGGCCAAAACCACCGAAAAGAAACGAUGGUUAAGUCAAACCUGGGUCAGUAACUGCAAGUCUCGCUCUUCACCGUCUCGACUUCCCAUAUCUCAUGGAGUGUUGGAAAAAUCUCCUUUCUUCAGCCAGUAUUUUCUGCGUACGAGGCAAGGGGCUCAAAGGAUAACGCAGAAGUACGCUUAUGUGGCUGACAAGAUGGGUCCAUUCUGGGUAGCUUGUCUGGAGAAAUGGCAGAGAUCUGCCCAGCCAAAAUUGCUGGUAUUUGUAUCUCUUUUCACGGAGGGAAUACUUACUGAUCUAAGACAUUUGAAGAAGGUGUCCAACAAUGCGAUUGACGAAGCUUCGGUAGUUUGGAACAGUCUGAUUAGUAAUGCUAGAUACUUGAUGCAAUGCACUUCUGCCCUGGCUACAGCCACACAGCAAAAGCUUUCCGUUUUCUUGAGUGACAAGAUCGCCCACUUCCAGUUGCAAAAUGAUCUGUUAGCAUCAGAUGUGAUCAAAACACUGCAGGAAACAACUAUUGUCAUCAAAGGAUUUUUGCAAUGCGUUUUCAAUGAGUCUAGACAGGUUGCUAUAAAGUCUAGGAAGGGGGUCGCUUUGUUAGUCGAGCGUGGUAAAGAUGUACUGACGAUCUACUUCAAGUCGGAGGUUCACCAGGCUGUACGCGACGCGAAGGAUCUCUUCAAUUCCCUCAGCCGCAAAACAUAUCGGAUUCUUUGGGCGGAAGGCUCCAAGUUUGCCGGUAGAGCAAGAUAA